Messenger RNA from Sciurus carolinensis (gray squirrel), 567 nucleotides. RefSeq names its product G protein-coupled receptor 78 (gene Gpr78). The record is from RefSeq and is a predicted model, not a curated record. Gene Ontology annotation, biological process: adenylate cyclase-activating G protein-coupled receptor signaling pathway. Gene Ontology annotation, molecular function: G protein-coupled receptor activity. Lineage: Eukaryota; Metazoa; Chordata; Mammalia; Rodentia; Sciuridae.
AUGUGUAACAACGUGGAAACAGAGUAUUGCUCAGAACAUAAGCCCACACCUUCAGGCUGCUUCAGUGGCCGCCGCUUCUUCCAUGUGGUGAACCCACAAACAGUGGUGACCAUCUGUGUGUCUCGCCACGGACCGGGGCAAGCGCUGCUGGCCGGGCUGCUGGGCUGCCCGCUGCGGUCCAACGCGCUGGGGCUGCUCUGCGGCGCCUACAGGUCCGAGCUGCGCUCGCGUUCCCUGGUGAACCUGUCGCUAGGCCACCUGCCUGCCGCAUUCGACACGCUCUUCACACUGCUUGGCAGGCUGCGCCGGCAGCGGCCAGCAGGGCCCAGCGCGAGCCCCGCCCUCGGCUUCCUGGACACUAUACAGGCGUCCCACGCUGCGCUGAGCGCGGCCGCGCUGAGCAAGAACCCGUGGCUGAUAGUGGGUUUCCUGCGUUAUGCGCGGGGGCGCCUGCCAGCUGCUGUCCUACACGGGGGUCAGUCGCCGGCCUUCGCGGUGGUCGCAUUUGCCCGCUCGUGGUCGGACCACAGCAGCACCUCUGCCUCCUGCCCUCUGCGCCUGCGCUGA